This is a messenger RNA of Striga asiatica, 384 nucleotides long. Lineage: Eukaryota; Viridiplantae; Streptophyta; Magnoliopsida; Lamiales; Orobanchaceae. The record is from the annotation of a GenBank genome assembly.
AUGGCCGAAGAAGAGUUUGAAGAAUCCGAAGUGAUUUUCGAAGAUAAGGUCAGAGAAAACAUCGACAGUUACGAAUCGAAUUCGAGAAACGGAAAUAACAUUGAUGAGUUGAGGGGUAAAAGGCUGACGUGGACUAACAAAACCAAGUCAACGCCGGUGAACGUACCGGAAAGUUCCUUCUGGCCGUGGUACGCAGAGUCGAAUUUGGAUUCCGGCGGCGAUGACGUGGAAAUGAUGCCGCCCCAUGUCAUCGUGGGGCGGCGCCUGGCCGGAAAGAUGAUGUCAUUCUCCGUCUGCACGGGAGUCGGUCGGACUUUGAAGGGCCGGGACUUGAGCCGAGUCAGGAAUUCGGUUCUCAGGAUGACCGGUUUUCUUGAGACGUAA